GGCUACAACAGGCAACUGAGAAGCAACCUCUGUUUCAGUUGGAAAGCAACGACAAACAAAAAAAAAGUUGUGGCAGGAAGCAUUUGUGGUGCAGUACAAACCACAGAGAUCGGUGAAAGUUUGCUGUCGUGGUAUAAAUUUCGAUAUAAAGAGGCAUGGCUCACAAUUAGUUGCAGUUGCCCUGCUUCUAUAGGUCUACGAAGGCGAUUGAUUCUGCAUAGAUCCAGAAUGAAGGUGACCAUUUCAAUUAUUAUUGGUGUGUUUUGUGUAAUUCACUACUAUGAAGCAAAAGAGGUGUCAAGUGACUGCUGCAAUUGUUCCGCUAAUUCAAGUGGGAGUUUUGGCUACGAAAUUCUCAUUGGUAAACUGGAAGAUCUCGAAAACAAAUUGAAUGAAAAAUAUAAUACCCACAAGGAGAUGAAGUUGAUGUUGACUAAACUAGAGCAAGCUGUGGGUCAAAAUUUGACCACUAUCAUGAAUCGUUCGGUGAGGAUUUUGCAACAGCAGCUAGGUCUAAUACCAUUCAAAUCUUGCGCCGAAAUUCCUUCGCAUAUACCAGGAAAGUACAAAAUACAUCCAUUGGGUUUUAAGGAACCAUUUGAGGCGUAUUGCGAACAGAAAAUAUUUGACGGAGGAUGGACUGUUGUGCAGCAUCGUUUUGAUGGAUCAGUUGACUUCUCCCGGAACUGGACUGAAUACCAGAACGGAUUCGGAAGUCUUGACGGAGAGUUUUGGAUUGGACUGGAUAAACUACAUCAUCUUACAAAGGAUGGUAACCAUCAGCUACUUGUAGAGUUGAAAGAUUACAACGGGAGCUACAAAUUUGCACGAUACGAGGUGUUUGAGAUCGGCAGCGAAAGUGAGAAAUAUACAUUGAAGAAACUGGGAAGUUACAGUGGAACCGCCGGAGAUUCCUUAAAGCAUCACAUAAGCAUCCAAUUUUCAACCGAAGAUAAUGCUACUGAUAAUGUUGCCAGUAAAUGCGCACAAACGUUUAAGAGUGGAUGGUGGUACACUGAUUGUCAUUUCUGUAACCUCAAUUCAUUUUCCAACAAAAUAGACGAAAAGAUUGGUAUGAAAUGGUAUUAUUUCAAAGCCAAAUACGAAGCGUUAGCAUAUUCCCGAAUGAUGAUUCGUAAAACUUCAAAUAAUGCGGAGACCUACCCGUGGCUGUAUAUAUAAAUACAGCAUGCUGUACAUAGCCACAAGAGAGCAUCAUCCAGAUUGUUGACCUAUAACAAAAUAUUCUUUAGCAAACUCUGUGAUUACAUUCACUCAAUGCUUUGACUACUGCUUUUCAUCACGGAAUAAAAGAAACUAGAUUAAUAAAUUAUGUACCUAUAACAAUAUUGAACAACGAAGUGUUUAACUGAGGCAUGUUAUUCUGGGCAACCUACGCACUUACUUUCAGUCCUGGGCACCCACGUACUUGCGUUGUUUAUUUUUUUUUUUUUAAUAUGGAAAUGCGCAUGAGAUGAAGAAUGUUUUUGAUUAGCCGAGGAAAGCUGAUAACUGUUGGCUAUACUCCCUUCGACCGCUAAGGAUGAUACAGAAAUGGUUGAAGAACUUUUGACGUAAUGCGAUUGUUCGAUUAUCCCUCAAAACCCCAGGAAAAACUUUUUUUUUAAUCGACUCUCAGGAACUAUAAAAUAUAAAAAUAAGUGGUACUCACUAUGAUCGAUGGGAAGAGUUGUACUUCUUGCAAGGGUAGUUGUCAAACCGAAAGUCCAUGCUUGAACCUGAUUUUGCACCGGAAAUAAGUGUUCCCUGGUGCAAUGUUGUGGCGAUAUGUUCUACAGCGGCCUAUUGGCUACUUUUUCAAUAAAUA
Aedes albopictus (Asian tiger mosquito) is the source of this 1828-nucleotide messenger RNA. Its product is annotated as fibrinogen-like protein A. The transcript is spliced from 2 exons. NCBI's taxonomy places the organism in Eukaryota, Metazoa, Arthropoda, Insecta, Diptera, Culicidae. Bases 229 to 1182 code for a protein of 317 amino acids. The record is from RefSeq and is a predicted model, not a curated record.